AUGGAUCCUGCCUACUUCCGUUUCCUGAAUGUGACAGUACCUCGUUAUAUGUUAUCUGGUGCGCUUAUACUGGUCAAUUUUUUCCAUGAAAUUCAGCAAGAUACUCCAGUAGUCAACGGACUGGGGAGUAACGAGCGUCUAUACCAGAACUCGCUUGAAUUCUACACUAUAGGCCUGUCCGGGCAGGUUGAAGUUACGGUGUUCGUCCGGCGAAAUCCAGCGAAGCCAAGUCAGGUGUGUCCAUAUCUCAGACAGCCUGUGAUUUGCCAGGUGUUUCAGACUAUUCGACUGGCCAGACUCUUGCGGAUGUGUACACCUGGUCCACAGUUUAUCCUCAUCGAAGUUGCUUGUCGUGGCACACCAGUACCCGAUCCAUGGAUAAGCACACAAAGUGUUUCGGGGCGAGACUUCGAUGAAGACUUCAGCCCCACUAUCAAAUUCUGCUUGAAGGACAAAUUGCCACGUUCUACCACCAGCUUUAGUGUGUGCCCAUUUGUAUGCUCGUGCCGAGCAUUAUACGUUGGUCGUACGAAAAGGCAUUUAUCGCACGGAAUGGGAGAACACAAUCCCGUAUCUCUGAGUGGUAGGGGGAAGAAACCAGGCCCAAGCCCGAUUGCAUCACACUUGGCCGAAACCACUCAUGUCACAGAAAAGGAGCAAGCCUUCCAAUCCCGUAUAUAA
Messenger RNA from Opisthorchis viverrini, 681 nucleotides. RefSeq lists its product as hypothetical. Bases 1 to 681 code for a protein of 226 amino acids. The record is from RefSeq and is a predicted model, not a curated record. Lineage: Eukaryota; Metazoa; Platyhelminthes; Trematoda; Opisthorchiida; Opisthorchiidae. The transcript is spliced from 3 exons.